GCGGAAGAAGGAUGUGGAGUUUGAGCAAGCGAAGCUGCGGGAGAGCGAGGACCUUGCCAGAAAGGAGGCCACCAUCGAGACCAAGAAGCAGCAGGACCUGCAGAAGAGACGGAGCCAGUACAGGCAAGAACUGGUGGACCAGAUGGUCAUGCGCCAGGCGGGCAAGCUUCACGGCCAGAUGGUGCGGGAAGAUGCCAUGA
Symbiodinium necroappetens is the source of this 200-nucleotide messenger RNA. Lineage: Eukaryota; Dinophyceae; Suessiales; Symbiodiniaceae. The record is from the annotation of a GenBank genome assembly.